Molecule: messenger RNA, 522 nt
Organism: Temnothorax curvispinosus
Lineage: Eukaryota; Metazoa; Arthropoda; Insecta; Hymenoptera; Formicidae
Product: protein PXR1-like
Exons: 2
Coding region: 1-522 (173 amino acids)
Source: RefSeq, a predicted model, not a curated record
AUGAAUAGAAAAGUGGCGAUAACCGUCGACAGGGAGGUAAUAGAGGCUAUAAUGGAUGAGCGAAUGAAGGAGUACAAGAAAGAAAUGAAAGAUCUGAAGAUUGAGCUGGACAUAAUGAAAAGAAAGGUACUCAGAUUGGAGCAAGGCCAAGGAAAAAGGAAGAGAGAAGAGAGCGAAGAGAGAGGGGGACUGAGGGUGGAGGUGGAGGUGAAGGAGGUGAGCGUACUGGGUCAGAGAGGGGAAUGGCUUACAAUCCUGCUAAGGAUGGGAAGCGAGGACAAAUGGAAGGUGCUAAAUGCGAGAAGAAGAGAAGGUAGUAGAAUGAGUGUAAAAAUGGACGAGGACAAACCUCUGGAGGAGAGGAUCAAAGAGAGAAAAGAGAGAGAGAAGAGAAGGGAAAGGAAGGAGAGGCAAUGCAGAAAGCCGAAGAGUACGGCGGAGGAUAAAAUUACAAAAAAGAUGGAAGAGAACCUCCUAAUGAUUUCAGACGAGGACGAGGAGAGGCCGGAAGAAAGACGCUAG